UUGCAGAGCUCUCUCCCUUAGUCGCCGCUUCCUCUUUUGCGUGUUUCGAGUCUCUGCAGGUCCCUCUGCCCCGCUACUCUCUGCUUUCUCUUCUCAAGUCGCCGAGUGCUUCAAGCCACUCACUGAUUCGGAAUUAUCUCAUUCAGUCGAAAUACUCUUCCUACUUGUCGGUUCUCAGCGCCAUCCACUGCUUCCAGAUUCUAGGCUAGACUGUCGCUACUAGGGGGCUGUAUCAGUUUUAGUUUCUGUUUCAGGCGAAGUUCGAGAUGUGGAGGUCGGCUUUUGCAAGACAAGCCUUUCAGAACCUCAAUGCUUCCAGAACCCGAAUCCCUAAGGUGAUGGCGGCUCUCUCUAACUCAGUUGAUAUAGUUCAAUCUUCUCAUUUAUCUGCACGGUACCUUCGAUUCUUUUCCCAGCAUUCAGCUGAACACUCUCAAUUUGAAAAGCAAAUCACUGAUUCUGCCAAGGAGGGGUUCGUGCAUGAGGUUCCAUUUCAUUUUUCUGAGGGUAUUGAUGAACAUGAUGGUGCUCAGAUGGGCAAUGAUGCCCCUUUGGAUAAUGAGCCUCCCGAGGAAUCUCUUGAAGAAACCGUGGGUUUGCAUAUGGACAUUUCUACUUCUGGUUUUGACCAGCACAGGGAAGAGGAGGGGAAAGAAGAGGUUUACGAGAUCGAUCAGGAGAAGUUGGAGAAUGUGUUGUCUCUUCUUCAGAGUAGUCCUAAUACGUCCCUUGAGUCAUGUCUUAGCGACAUGGAUUUAAUUCUACAUGAGAGAUUCGUGAUCAAAGUACUCCAAACACAGCUAAUUGCUGGUGACAAUCUCAUCAGAUUUUUCAGGUGGGCUUGGAAAGACAAAUCGUUUAAGGUCACCACCACUGCUGUGGAAUCUCUUGUUUUGGCUGUAUGCUCUUCUCUUAGGAAGAAGGAGAUAUAUUCCCUGUGGGAUUUAAUUAAGGAUAUCAGCGUGAAAGAGGAUGGGGUGUUGAAUGUGGAAAUUCUCAAUAAAUUGAUAGCUACCUUCUCAAAAUUGGGCAAAGGGAAAGCUGCGUUUGACGUCUUCAAUAGUUUUGGGGAACUCGGGUGUGUGCCAAAUGCAGACACCUAUUACUUCACUGUCGAAGCUCUUUGCAGGCGAUCAUUUUUUGGUUGGGCUUGGUCUGUGUGUCAAAAAAUGCUUGAUGCUAACAGCUUGCCUACUGGUGGUGAGAAAGUUGGUAAGAUUAUAUCUUGGUUUUGCAAGGGGAGAAAUGCUAAAGCUGCCCAUACAGUAUAUGUUGCAGCAAGAGAAGAAAAGAUGCACAUUCCGACAUCUUCUAUUAAUUUUUUGAUUGGUCAACUUUGUCAAGAAAAUGAAACUGUACAAUUAGCUUUGGAGAUGUUAGAGGACGGUAUUGGAGAAGAUAAGAAAUAUGCAGUAAAGCCAUAUUCAGCUGUUGUUCAGGCCCUAUGCAGAAUCAAAGAUGUUGAUGUGGCCAAGCAACUGGUCUUAAGAAUGGUUGCAGAAGGUCCACCCCCUGGGAAUGCUGUUUUCAAUUAUGUUAUUACAGGAUAUUCCAAAAUUGGGAAAAUGGAACAGGCAUUGGAGAUGAUGAAACUAAUGCAAACUAGAGGCUUAAGACCAGAUGUAUAUACUUAUACUGUUCUUAUAAGUGCCUAUGUAAAUGGUGGUGAGAUCGAACAAGCUCAGAAAGUCUUCACAGAAGCCAAAAAGAAGUAUUCAGAGUUGAGCCCUGUAACUUACCAUACUCUAAUACGGGGAUAUUGCAAACUAGAGAAGUUUGAUAAGGCUUUGGAGUUAUUGGCAGAGAUGAAGAACUUUGGUGUCCGUCCAACUGUUGAUGAAUAUGAAAAGUUGAUUCAGUCUUUUUGCUUGAAGGCUUUGGAUUGGCAAAUGGCAGAGAAGCUCCUUGAGGAAAUGAAAGAGAAUGGCUUAUAUCUCAAGGGUAUCACUAGGGCCCUAAUUACGGCAGUGAAGGAAAUGGAGAAAGAGGUUGUGGAGAACCAAAAAGAUAGUUUAGUGGCUUAAAAUUCCUGCUGGCUUCGGGAGGUGGCAUGAACCUAAUAUGAAAGGCCUGAGGCGUGUGUUUCUUUUCCAUUUUUUGCUGCUUUCUAACACCUAGUUACUAUUUUAAUUCUCUUCCGAUCUAAAGGCAAAAUUACUGGUAGGAUGUCAACUUAAGCUUUGAUGGUUGUAAUGUGAGGUUGGAGUCCGUUCAAUGACACAGUCGCAUACAAAAUAAAAGUGGAGGACAAGGAUUUGGAGCCAAGUAAAAAGAAGCGGGCAGAGUGAUCACUGGUCAGACCAGAAAGUUCGGUUCUGAUGUCUUCCCAAAAUAUU
Molecule: messenger RNA, 2336 nt
Organism: Neltuma alba
Lineage: Eukaryota; Viridiplantae; Streptophyta; Magnoliopsida; Fabales; Fabaceae
Product: pentatricopeptide repeat-containing protein At3g02650, mitochondrial-like
Exons: 2
Coding region: 267-2024 (585 amino acids)
Molecular function (GO): mRNA binding; protein binding
Source: RefSeq, a predicted model, not a curated record